GAGAUGAGAGUGGAAAUGUACAGUAAGAAAAUACUUAGAUAUUGUGGAAUAUAGUUCAAUUACUCAAUUAGCUUUCUUUGUUUUUCCGAGGUGACUCUCUUCCCUUGCAGUUACAGUUAAUGGCCUCUUCUUCUUCUUCUUCUUCCAUCACUCCUAAAAUAGAGUAUGAGGUUUUCCUUAGUUUCUGUGGUGUGGACACCCGGAAAAAGAUUACCAGCCAUCUAUAUGAAGCCUUUUGUCAGAAAAAAAUUAAAACUUUCAUUGAUGAUAAUCUUAUCAGAGGAGAAGAAAUAUCCCAAUCUCUCUUGAAGGCAAUUGAACAUUCAAAGAUCUCGGUUAUCAUUUUCUCUAAAGGCUACCCUGCCUCUAGAUGGUGUCUCAAAGAACUUGAAGAGAUAGUUAAAUGUAAGAACAAGUAUGAUCAGAUCAUAAUACCGGUCUUCUAUGAAGUAGAUCCAUCUAAUGUCAGGAAUCAAACGGGAGAUUUUGGGAUUGCAUUUGGUGAGCUGGAAAAGCGUUUUAUGGAUGAUUUGGAGAUGUUGCAGAGAUGGAGGACUGCUUUGAGGGAUGCAGCCAACCUAUCUGGUUUUGAUUCAAAAAACUACAGAACAGUCAAAAGAAACAGAACAGCAUUGAAGUUAUUCCAUAUUUCCUUAUAUCGUUAUUUAUCGUCUCAUUCAGUGUCCUUUUUAUCUUUUUUACUUUUUAGGAAUGAAGCAUCACUUGUAAAUAAUAUUGUUGAUGAAAUUUUGAGAAGAUUGGACUAUGACUCCUCAAUAAUUCACACCAAGAACCUAGUUGGAUUAGAUUCAUCAAUCGAGGAGAUUGAAAAUUUAUUAUGUAUGAAGGGUGUUUGCAAAGUAGGAAUUUGGGGCAUUGGGGGUAUAGGUAAAACUACUCUUGCUACUGCAAUAUUCAACAAAAUCUUUGGACAGUUUGAAGCUUCUUAUUUCAUUGAAAAUAUUAGAGAAGAAUUAGAGAAAAACGGAGGAUUAAAUGAGAUGCGCCAAAAACUCAGUCAUGCACUUUUUGGGGAUAUACAUCCUAAUAUUGGAUUCAUCUUCCCAAGAGAAAGACUUAGCCGCAAGAAAGUUUUGAUUGUGUUUGAUGAUGUGACUACAAAUUUAAAACAAAUAGAUUUUUUAAUGGAAGUUUUUGACUACUUGAAUUCAGAAAGUCGGAUAAUCCUAACGACAAGGGAUAAACAAGUGCUGGCAAAUUGUGGAGUGCAUCAUAUACAUGAGAUGAAAGGAUUAGCUUUUGAUAAAGCUUUUCAACUUUUUACCCAAUAUGCCUUUAGAGAAAACAACCCAACAGAAGAUUAUAUCGGGCUAUCAACAAGUAUAGUAGCAUGUGUUGAAGGUCUUCCACUAGCUCUUAAAGUUUUAGGUUCCUUUCUAUUUAAGCGAACAAAGAGAGAAUGGGAAAGUGCGAUAAAAAACUUAAAAAGUAUUAAUACUUAUGGGGAUAUUCAGAAGGUGCUAAGAGUAAGUUAUGAAGGAUUACAUGAUAAAGAAAAGGACAUAUUUUUGGAUAUUGCCUGUUUUUUUAAAGGUUAUAAAAGAGAUCUUAUAGAAGCAAUCUUAAAUACUCGUGACUUAGACUCUCACAUUUAUAUAAAUGUUCUCAUUGAAAGAUCUCUAAUAAUUACUUCAUUUGACACUAUAACAAUGCAUGAUUUACUUGAAGAAAUGGGUAGAGCAAUUGUUCAGCAAGAAUCAAUUGAUGAUCCUGACAAACGUAGUCGAUUGUGGGAUUAUGAGGAUAUUUUUUCAGUAUUGAAGUAUAAUACGUUAAUCAAUAUAUAUUCUCUUGAUUAUCAGGGAACUAGAGCGAUUCGAAGUAUACGCUUAAAUACGUCUAAAGUAGCAGAGUUCCAUCUAAAUCACAAAGCUUUCAACAACAUGCAAAACCUACGAUUCUUGGAAUUUUAUGGGUCCGAACCUGAAAAAAAUGUGUUUGAAUCUGAUUCCUCCGCAUUGUGCCAUAACAUAAGAUUAUUGAAAAAACAUAGAUCCAAGGAUGAAAAGAAGGUGCAUGGUUUUGAGGUCCUUAAAUUUAGUUUCUCUGAGCUAAAGUACUUUUGCUGGGAUAAAUAUCCUGCCAAAUCAUUGCCACCCAAUUUUAAUCCAAAGAACCUUGUCGCACUUUACAUGCGCUAUAGCAAAGUUAAAAAACUUUGGACUGGUAAUCAGAAACUUGUUAAUUUGAAACAUAUUGAUCUCAGUCACUCUAAGUGCCUAUGCAAAAUGCCAGAUUUUUCACUUAUCCCAAAUCUUGAGAGCUUGAUUCUGGAAGAUUGCACAAAUUUGCUUGAGAGUUUCUCAUCUAUUCAUAAUCUUCAUAAACUUGUUAUCCUAAAUCUACGAGGCUGCAAAGGCUUUGACAAUCUUCCAAUUAGUGUUUAUUGGAAAUCUCUUCAAGAAGUUAAUCUCUCCAAUUGCUCAAAUCUCAAGACAGUUCCAUAUCUCCCUUGUACAGUUGAAGUGUUAUAUCUAGGUGGAACUUCAAUAAAAGAAUUGCUAUCAAUAGAGCAUCUACAUAGACUAGUAAAAUUGAGUCUUAGACAAUGCUCAAGACUUGAGAGGUUACCUGAGAGUAUUCAUGAGUUGAAAUCUCUAAAAUGUCUUUAUCUCUCGGGUUGUACCAAACUCAACAGAUUGCCGAAUGACUUGGGAAAUUUAACAACUUUGGAGGAACUUGAACUAGAGGAAAUUGCUUUAGUGGAUAUACCAACAUUUGUAACAAGUUUGAUUAACCUUAAGACAUUGUCUUUUGCAAGAUGUAAGAUGCAAAACCGAUCGAGUAUCCCACUCAUCCAUUUAUCAGUCUUCCAAAAGAUGACAAAGCUAAACUUGGCUGAUUGUUGCAUCGAAGUUUUACCCAACAAUAUUGGUGAAUUAUUCUCAUUAGAAUAUUUAUAUCUUGAUCAAAACAAUUUUGAGAGCUUGCCUGUGAGCAUCAAAGACCUCUCUAAGUUGGGAGAGCUUUAUAUAAGAAAUUGUCAGGGGCUUAAAUCUUUGCCAGAGCUUCCAAGCAACUUACUACGUAUGGAAGCAAAGAAUUGCAUAUCUCUUGAAUCAAUAUCAGGUUUACCGACCUUAUUCCUAAGUAUGCGGGAUUUAAUUGAGGGAAUUGACUUCAUCAAUUGUUUCAAACUAAAAUUAGAUAUGACAGAUGCUCUCUUGAAUAUUGAGAGAAAUGCAGAUGUGUGGUAUCGCCCUAUAGUAAGUCUAUCUCUCUCACUUUCUUAG
This is a messenger RNA of Mangifera indica (mango), 3254 nucleotides long. Its product is annotated as disease resistance protein RUN1-like. The record is from RefSeq and is a predicted model, not a curated record. The transcript has 4 exons. Gene Ontology annotation, biological process: defense response; signal transduction. The coding region runs from base 120 to 3254 and encodes 1044 amino acids. Gene Ontology annotation, molecular function: ADP binding. Lineage: Eukaryota; Viridiplantae; Streptophyta; Magnoliopsida; Sapindales; Anacardiaceae.